AUGCAGACAGGGUUCCGGACGGACGAUGUCUACGACAGACUCUAUCAAGAGCACUGCCUGGCAGCGUGGGAAAUUCACCAAGACCCCCACCCGGGUCGUCAUUGUGAUGCGGUGUACAAGUGUUUGGAGCAGCUGGCGGAGCAACUAGGGCCGCGAUGCUCAUCGGUGGCCAUCCGGAGAGAAGUGCUCACCGCGAUUGGGACUCGGUGGCCAGGAAUCUGUCUGCCAACCGUCUGCUGUUUCUGCCUUACCCGGUCGACCGAGCACAUGCUGCCGUGUCGGCAUGCGAUGUGUGAUACCUGCGUAACAAUUCUCGGCAGUCCCAGCCGGAGCGCUGAGUACCAUGUGGAUCUCAGCCGAUGUCCCUGGUGUCAAGAGGGCUGCGAUCUCACCGUGCGUCAGCUUCCCCCAACGAAAGGUGCCGUAGUCGUGGCCCUCGAUGGGGGCGGGAUCCGCGGUCUGGUGACGCUGGGCUUGUUACGGGCACUAGAAAGACGAUUGGACAGCGCGAUAUCUAUUGCUGAGAUCGCCGACUACAUCAUCGGUACCAGUGUGGGCGCCUUCAUCACCGCGGACCUCGUGUAUAACGGGACAUCCGUCGAAGAGGGAUAUCAGAAGUUUCCAGCAUUUGCACGAAAAGUCUUCCGGCCUUGCAGAGCAGCCUCAAGACUCUGGCCGUGGCUGGCGGCCAUUGUAGGCAUCUUGAAAGAUGGGUAUUAUGAUACCAACAGUCUUGACCACACCCUCAACGUGGUGUUGCCUCCGACACUGCGACUCUUUGACGUCCUGGCCUUGGUCCCGACGGGGACUCGCGUCGGUGUGGUGGCGAGUCGAGCGUCCGAUGGCAAGCCCAUCCUCUUUCCGAAUUACCGCGGCGUAGGAUCCAGAUCGGAGAAGCUACCGUAUGAGGUGGUGCAGGUGGACGGCGAGACACAAAAUCCUCGGUUGCAGGACGUCGUUGGCUGUAGUGUUGCCGCUCCGUGGGACCUCCUGGCUUGGGGCACCUUGCAGGAUGGUGGCGUCCGAGCCAAUAAUCCAAUGGGCAUCGCUCAGGAAGAAUGCCGGAUGAUCUGGCCCUCGCGGCGCAUCCAUGAUCUGCUCGUCAGCGUCGGAACCGGGUACACUCCCAGGACGGAGGACACGGGCGAUCCACCAGGUCGACAGUUUCCCGCUGGCUGGGGGCCCGUGCGGCUCUGGCGCGCGUAUAAUUCGUCGCCGUGCAUGGAUGGCAUGGAGGCCUACCGGGAGGGGCGGGUGCACGUUCCACCCUCCCUGCGAUCGAACACCAUCCGCCUCGAUUUUGCUUUGGACGGGGAUCUCCCGCGGCUGGAUGACGUGGGCAAGCUGGAGGAACUGGCGGCUCUUCCCUUUACCGUGCCCGAUGAGCUUGUACGAGCGGUGUUGGCCUCAUGCUUUUUCUUCGAGCUGGAUACUCCUCCAUCCCGGGCUGACGGUCAGUAUCGCCUGCAUGGAUCGAUUCUGUGUGCGCGGACGCAGUCCCGACGGAUCGUGGAUCGGGUGCUGGUAGAAUUUCCCGGGGCUCGCUUCUGCAGUGGCCGGGAUCACUCACUGGGCCGAGUAGAUAACGACAAUGGAUGUCUCUUCUGCGGUUACUACCGCAAACAAGUGACGCUGUCGGUGCCAAGCCUGGACGAAGAGAUCAUGAUUGCGCUCGCCAGCCCAGCCCAACAGCGUCUGAUUGGCGGCUUUCCCAAGACCAUACGACAGCUACUGCACGAUCAACAGGCCGAGGCCGUGUUUGGGCGACCAGACCACCAGAAUGACCGCUGGCCGCCGCGGCGGUCCUGCUACUGCGUGAAGAUGACCAAACGGCAGGUGCACUUUGUGGAACCGGCGCCGCAGCGCAAGAAGCGACGGCUAUGA
Messenger RNA from Aspergillus clavatus NRRL 1, 1884 nucleotides. Its product is annotated as patatin-like phospholipase family protein. Gene Ontology annotation, biological process: arachidonate metabolic process. Bases 1 to 1884 code for a protein of 627 amino acids. The record is from RefSeq and is a predicted model, not a curated record. The transcript has 4 exons. Gene Ontology annotation, cellular component: membrane. NCBI's taxonomy places the organism in Eukaryota, Fungi, Ascomycota, Eurotiomycetes, Eurotiales, Aspergillaceae.